Caenorhabditis remanei is the source of this 297-nucleotide messenger RNA. RefSeq lists its product as uncharacterized. Lineage: Eukaryota; Metazoa; Nematoda; Chromadorea; Rhabditida; Rhabditidae. The transcript is spliced from 2 exons. The coding region runs from base 1 to 297 and encodes 98 amino acids. The record is from RefSeq and is a predicted model, not a curated record.
AUGAAGCUCUUCUUCUUAUUCCUCGUCUUCUUUGUCGCUACCGUAUCCGCUGAUGACAAAUGCGGCAUCUGCAAGGCCUCGGUGAAAUCUAUCAAGGAUUCGAAGGAGUUGGCGUAUACGGCGGAAUUGACGACCGAGCAGAUCGAGAAUAUCGUCAAUAAACAUGUUAAGAAAAACUGUCACGCCCCCUCCAUCUGCCAAAAACUCAUCAAAUCCCUCAUCGAGAUUGCCGAUCAACUCGACGACGACCUCGAUGCCACCCCAGCUCAGCUCUGCAAAUUCGUCUAUCAGUGUUAA